Molecule: messenger RNA, 522 nt
Organism: Penicillium diatomitis
Lineage: Eukaryota; Fungi; Ascomycota; Eurotiomycetes; Eurotiales; Aspergillaceae
Exons: 1
Coding region: 1-522 (173 amino acids)
Source: RefSeq, a predicted model, not a curated record
AUGGCCCACUCAAGCAACGAGCCCAACACUCCUCCUCUCUCGCCAGCUACAUCCUGUAGCAGCUUCACCCCGGCGGCACACAGAUCUCGCUCCCGCCAGCCUCCACGUCUGAGCAUCGCCGUCAGAGCCACUCGAACGCCUCAGACCUCAGCCAGCAUGACACGCUGCCUCACCAACGGCCCUGGCAAUGGCACUGGCGUCGGCAGCUUCAGCUCGCCUGACCACGAAUACGAGGCCGACAACGAAGCUGAGGAGGCCGAAGUAGGCACCGACAUGGACACCGACAACGACGCCAACGCCAGCGAUGCAAGCAGCGAGGCCUCAUACAUCCCGCGGCGUGCUCUUCAAACCCGGCCUCUGCGCGCCCCAGCCGUCCCCAGCCAGGGAAACGACGCUCGAGGGAACUCCUCUGAGGAUGCGCAGGGAGAAACGGAGGUCGAUCUCGAGGAUGUCCUACUCGACAUCUGUGAGCGCCAGGGGCUGUACUGGAAUACCAGUGAGGCUGAGGGACGUCGCCGUUGA